This is a messenger RNA of Styela clava, 2847 nucleotides long. RefSeq names its product EGF-containing fibulin-like extracellular matrix protein 2. Gene Ontology annotation, molecular function: calcium ion binding. NCBI's taxonomy places the organism in Eukaryota, Metazoa, Chordata, Ascidiacea, Stolidobranchia, Styelidae. The record is from RefSeq and is a predicted model, not a curated record.
AACAGAACUAUUACUUUAUGUUAGAGUUCAGUAGCAAUAAAUAACUAACAAAACUGUUACAUUGAUUUUGAUAAUAAAAAGGACUUUGCCUGGAAAAGCUUGUAGAAGUGCAUGAUGAAUCGAAUACUAAUUUAUAUUGCUGUCAGUCUACUAUGUGACUUGACAUAUGGAGACACAGUUAUGAAAAGUCUGCUUGUGACCAGCGGGAAAAAUGGAGCUGUUUGUGGAGAUGGUUUGAGAUAUUCCGAAGGACAAGGAUGUGGAGAUAUUGAUGAAUGCAGAGAGAUAGUUCCCUGUCAACUUGGACAGAGAUGCAGGAAUUAUUAUGGAAGUUAUCAAUGUGUAUGUCCAAGGGGAUACAAUAUGGAUAUCAAAACAAAUGAAUGUGUGGAUAAAGAUGAAUGUGCCAUGGGAUUUUGUGGUAAUGGACAAAAAUGUACCAAUACACUUGGAUCAUUUCAUUGUGAAUGUUCACAAGGAAUGCAAAGGAUUGGAAGAUUCUGCAGAGACAUAAAUGAAUGUAUGCACAAGCCAUGUGCAGAUAACCAGUAUUGCAUUAAUACACGAGGUAGUUAUGUAUGCCAAUGCAAAGCGGGAUACAGAGAAGCUGGUAAUGGAACCUGUGCUGAUGUGGAUGAAUGCAGACAAGGAAUGUGUGGUGCUCUUGGAGAAACAUGCAAGAACACUGAUGGUUCUUAUGAAUGCGUAUGUAAACCUGGCUACGGAAAAGAUGAAAUGACACAAGGAAGAUAUUGCAAGGAUAUUGAUGAAUGUAAAAUAAGAUCCACCUGCCCACAAUAUUCUGAAUGUCAAAAUUUGCCAGGAUCAUUUUUAUGUAGAUGCCACAGAGGAUUCACAUACAUAAAUGGAGCAUGUGUGGACAAACAUGAAUGCACCCAUGGUGAGGGAAGAAAAUGCCAAUGGAAAUGCACAGAUCUUCCAGGCUCAUACAAAUGUAUCUGUCCUGAAGGAUAUGAACAAAUCAACUUUAAUUGUAUUGAUAUCAAUGAAUGUGAUCGUCACAUGUCAUCAUGUGGUAGUGGGGAAACUUGUGUUAAUACAAGAGGUGGUUUUGAAUGUGUUCGACCUCCGAAAUGCCCACUUACUGCAAGCGGUGACAGCAUUUACAGAAAAGUGAUGAAGACAGAUGAGUUCGGUUACCGACAGGUGGGCAAGGCCCAUUUGGUAACAACAAAUAUCUGCAGAAGACAAAGAUGUGGAAAAAUGGCUGAACGUGAUUCUAUGUCUGUGAAAGAAUGCAAGGCAGAGCCAUUGAGUGUUUCUUAUCACUAUGUUGCUGUAACAUCAGGUCUCCCCAAACCAACUGCCGUGCUUCACAUUUCCUAUCCAGCUCGUCGCAGACGUCAGAGAUACAAUUUCAGCAUUGUCCAAGGCAAUGAAGAAGGAAUUUUUAUGAUCAAGCAGCAUUCCAUGUACAUGCCUAGAGCUCAAUUAGUUGUGACUGGGAACCUCAAUGGCCCAAGUCGUCACACAGUGAAAAUUGAUAUGGCGACGUACCAACCAAACGGCAAGAUGCGUGAUAGUCGAAUGCUUACCAUCACCAUUUUCACAUCAAUGUACGAUUUCUAAACUUCAAUCACAAAAAGUUAUUUUGAAUCAGACAAAAACUUGAAUCAGUGUUCCAAAGUUCUCCUUAGAGCUUAAUUUGAACCAAACUUAAACGAAUGCUGUUUUACACAACCAUGCAUGAAGGUGAAGUUUAAAAUACCUCAACUUAACAGUGAUAAACUGGCUUGAUUGUUUUUGUUCCUGAUCAUGUAUAUACAUGAACGAGACAUUUUUUUGGAAGAAUUCUAUUUUAUAUUGAGCAUUUUAUACUAUUUUUAUGAUACAAUUUUUACAUUCAUGUCGUAAGAAAGUGCCGAAAACCUUUUUGCCACAAAAACCCAAGGUGAAAAAUGCUGACAAAAGAUUUUAAGCCGUAAUGUCUUACCCACAGACACAGAAGACAAGGAAAACUUCACAAUAUUGAAACUUAUCUUUCAGCAUACUUUCAUAUAAAGAUACUGUAUCGUUUUUUAUUAUCAACACUAUCAAACAUAUUAACCCAUUCAUCAUAAUAUCUGCUGUUUUUUUUUAUUAAACACCACCCUAUCAGAUGCUUGCCACAAUAUCUCAUCUUGCCGCGUUUUAAGGGUUCUACCAAGAGGCUGAAAUCAAUGAAGUCUCUUGUUGCGAAAGGUAUUAGUGAGGGAUAAAUUAUUUUGCUGUGCAAGAUUUUAUGUCCUUCAAUUGUCAACGUUUCCAACAUAUAAAAAGUAAUUACACAGCUAAUAUUACUAACACUUAUAAUAACUUUGUCCAUUUUUUCUCAACAAUAACGGUUGUUUCGCUGAGCGAACAGCCUAAUUGUUGAAGAUCAGGUGUAGAAGGGGCAAAGUGUAUAUUUUGCAACUAAAUGGAUAGGGGAUACCAUUCUGAUUUGUGAAUAGUUAUUCCAAUAUUAAACACAAAAGUUCUGAUUUUUAAUAUAUUUGAGUCACACAGGAAGAAAAUUUAAUAUAGAAAAUCUACAUAGUUUGAUAUAUCAGAAUUAUCCGUCGUAACUAUUUUGAACAAUAGCAGCCAUAAUAUAAUAGCAAGUGCUAUAUACAGUGUACUAUCUUUCUACCCGGUACAUCAAAAAUGUGAUAACGUUUUAUACAUACAAUAUCAAACAGCUGUAGAAUAUCUCUUCCAUGCUUUCUGUAUGUUCUGUUUUGCUAUAUUUACUUUAAUGUUAUUAUUAUUAUAGAUAAUAAUUAACCAAUUUCUGAUGAUUGUACGUUUGUAUGUUUUUCAAAAAAUGAAGUCUGAUUUUCUUUAAUAAAGUUUAACCUUGUAUAA